Messenger RNA from Psylliodes chrysocephalus, 3543 nucleotides. The record is from the annotation of a GenBank genome assembly. NCBI's taxonomy places the organism in Eukaryota, Metazoa, Arthropoda, Insecta, Coleoptera, Chrysomelidae.
UUCAGAAUCCUCGUCCGUGCCAUCAGUUACACGGUCCACGGAUUGAUUCCUGCCAGUUGCGUUUUUGCGGAUCGUUAUAAUCGAGAGGAGGUCGUUAGAUCGUUGGGUAAAGAAGUCAACAUAAAUCCGCCGCUCAUUCUUGGUCAGCUUCCGGAUACACCAGAAGAAUUGCUUAAACUCGACCAGGUCUUUAUUAAAUCUGAACUAAAAGUGGGAGUGAUCUACGUCAAAGAAGGCCAGUACACAGAAGAAGAAAUUCUAGACAAUAACGACAACUCCUUUCUGUUCGAAGAAUUCCUGCAGAUUGUAGGAGACAAGGUGCGAUUACGCGGCUUCGACAGAUACAAAGGUGGCUUGGACACUGUGCACGAUCUCACUGGACUUUAUUCGGUAUACACAAACUGGAGAAACAUCGAAAUUAUGUUUCACGUCAGUACGUUGUUACCCUACGAAAGACACGAUUCCCAGAAAUUGCAAAGGAAGAGACACAUCGGUAACGACAUUGUGUGCGUCGUUUUUCUUGAAGCUGAUAAUACAUCAUUUUCACCUGCUUGUAUCAAGAGCCACUUCUUGCACACCUUCAUUUUGGUUCGCACUUCGCCACGAAUCAAAAGAAAACCAACCCACUACGAGGUUUCAGUGGUAACCAGGGACGAAGUAGGAGCCUACAAGCCGUACCUUUGGGAACAAAGCGUUUUCGACAAAGGACCCAUGUUUAGGGAAUGGCUGCUCACCAAAAUCGUCAACGGAGAAAGAGCCAGCUAUUCCGCCCCCAAGUUCGCUCGUAUGCAGGAAAGAACAAGAUCUCAAAUGCUGGAGGACAUUGUUGCCAAUUUGCAGAAUCAUGCAGAAACAGGGCAAAUACCAAAACCUUACAGACGAGGCUCUUGGAGACCAAUAGGUCACAUGCGUCCCUCUUCACCGUUGUUAGAUAGUGUUCGUGAUCAGUUUGAAGAUUACGAUCAAAUCGCUAAAGACUUUACUAAAAUGUUCUUGAACAGUGAGUCUAACACUUUAACCAAUGCAAUGCUGUUUGAUGUAUCUUUUAUGGUCGGUCAGUCAAAACAGAAGAUCAAAUUGGUCGGUGUCAGAGCUAUACUAGGGGUUCGGAGCCGGGUCUUUCAAGAAAUGCUCUACGGAAUCCAAACUGGCUUCGGUUCACCUCAAGUCCCUGUAGCAGAGCUUCUUGCUAGACCCGUUCCUACUCUUCUCAGCCCUCAACAAGCUCGUCCCAAAAGCAGCAACUUCCUGCAAGUUCCAGAUAUAGAAUCCCCCCGACCAAAGAGCGUACCCAGUUCUCCAAUGGUUAAAAGGGCUUUUACGAGGUUAGGUACGAUCACCGCCGGUUGGGGAAGGUCUAUAAGAAAGCAUAACGCGCAAUCACUUUCAGCAGAAGACAAAAAGAAAUGGGCCAGCAGCCAAGAUUGUUCAAAUAAGGACGGUAAGGAUAAGGACGGAAAGGACAAACCUUCCCUGAGCCAGCUUCCUGUGCCAAGGUUAAGCGUUUGCGCAGAUGCUCAAAAGGUGGAUAGAGCGAAAUUGGCUCAAACCGAAUUUUCAAUAAUAGAAUUCGAUGCAGAUACCUUUAGGAUCCUCUUAGACUAUCUUCAUACGGGAUCAUGUCCUUUAACCUGUUCAACAAUACCUGGUCUUAUAUGCGCAGCUGAGCACUACGAUCUUCCUGAAUUACUGCAAGCAUGUUUUCACCAUGCCAAACAAUUUUUAAGGAUAGAAGUUGUGUGUUGUAUGUUGUGUUCAUUAGAAAAUUACUAUUGGAGGUAUACCUCGGCUUCAGAGCUGGUCAAUAUGAUAUUGGCUUUCGUGGAAACCAGGGCUACAGCUCUCUUUCAAACUACCGAGUUUUUGAACUUGAGCGAAUCCAUGGUGCAAAUGAUAAUGUGCAGGAAUUUGGAAGUAGCGGAAGUGUUAAAAUUUGAAGCGAUGCUUGCUUGGGCGAAGCACAAAAUUCGAACAAAGACUUCUAGUAAACUCGAUGCCAAGUUAGAAUUUAAGUGUAUAAUGGAACGAUUAGCUAGGGAUCUCAAAUUGUACCGAAUAACUCCACAGGAGCUAAUUAAGGUUGUGUUGCCGUCAAAGGCUAUCAAAAACGAGCGUAUUUUGGAAACGUUAAUGUUCCAAGCCAAUUCGGGCAUGUACAGGAUCCAGGAUUCCUACUUACAGGAAUGCACACAAAGACUGCAAAAACAAGACUCCCGAUUUUCAGAAAUGGAGUCAUUUGACUACAGCAACUAAGACUAAGAACAUUUAGUAUAGAAGACAAUCAUUUCAUGAAAAUCAUUGAAUUUAUUAUCAUUAUUUCUAUCAAAUGCAAAAAUUAUUGCUCAUACUCGUAUCAAUAGGAGCUGAGUAGCAACCGAUUCGUUUUUGUAGAUCCAUUAGAAUUUAGAACGAAUCGAUUCUAUUUGAAAUUGUCAUCCGAAAUCGUUAGGCAAUUUAUAAAAUGAAAUUGACCCGAUUCUUUCUCGAUUUAAAGAUUUCCUUAGUAGUUUUUUAACUAAUAUGUUUUGAAGAGUCAUUGAUGAUAAAUUGAUUUUUACAAAAAAAUCAAUACGAUCUGUAAUCUCAAUAAAAAACCGACUCAUAUAUCGAUAGAUUUAGGAUUUUCGAAUCGAUUCUAUUUACGAUCGAUUCCCGCUGAAAGGAAUUAACGCACGGAUUUGGAAUCAGUUCGACGUAAGAUUAUGGACAAAAUUCUGUGAUAACUAUUUAAUUUCAUUAGAAAGUAUAAUAUAUAGGUAUAUUGUAAUUAAAUAUUUUUUUAAAUAUUAAAUGGACAUUAUUUUAAUACUUUUCUUUCUAAAAUUUAAGUAUACAGUAUGGUGUCAAUGAAUUUCAAUAAAUCAGCGUCUUUAUAGAAAAAUCCUGUAAUACGGCGAUUUUUAUUUUACAAUAAAAAUCGACGGGGUUCAGGAUUUUUAUAUAACGUUGCAGAUUCGCGAAAUAAUGACUUUAUUCCAUUUAUUGUAACAUACUGCAUCCUAGUUUUAUUAUUAUUAGUAUUAAUAAUAGUAUAAAAAGAUAAUGCCAAUUAUGUCUGGAUUUUGAAAUAAAGUCUUGUUCUAUUAUACAAAGCUGUAAGUAUAUUAUUAAAUAGGUACUUAUUUAUGUUUUAAAGUUUUACAUUUUGUAAUCAAAGACAGAAAGAUAUCCAAUGUUGCUGCAGUUAUCCCGGAAAAUGAAAAAUAUUUUUACUAAUAAAGCCAUCAUGCAAAAUGUACUGAUGUACAAAAUACCUUUUAAUUUAUUUUUCAUAUGAUUUAAAAGUUCAUUUAAUUUCUAAAUGCUGACAUUUAUUUUCAAUCUAAAAUAUAAUUGGCGAUUUAUUUUAUCAAAAUAUUUAUUUAGAAUUUUUGCAUAUAUUUCCUGAGACACCAAAUAAUAGUAUUAAGAGUCAAUAACCACCAAAGGUUGUUUUUUUAUUAAAAUAAUUUUAUCUGUUUUUAAGAUAAAUAUUAUGUGAUAAAACGGUUGAAAAAGGUUUUGAAAUGAUUUUUAAAAUAAUUUUUGCAUUUGAUACGAAGC